Helicoverpa armigera (cotton bollworm) is the source of this 3617-nucleotide messenger RNA. RefSeq names its product mucin-17. The record is from RefSeq and is a predicted model, not a curated record. NCBI's taxonomy places the organism in Eukaryota, Metazoa, Arthropoda, Insecta, Lepidoptera, Noctuidae. The transcript is spliced from 3 exons. Bases 229 to 1467 code for a protein of 412 amino acids.
UGCGCGCUGCGCCCUGCCAGCGCCGAGCCGGCAACGCUGCACAAAGCGCGAGUGGCCGCGAUGUCUCGCACCGACUCUUCACGUUGAUGACUCGCCAAACUGAGAAACGCGACCACCGCGGAUCCAUCUCAGCACUGUGAAAAUACGAGCAUGUGAUAAGAUUUAGUGUGAAUAGAAAACGUUACGUAGUGUUUCCUUUUGUGAUAACUAAGUAGGAGCAACAGCAAAAUGUACAAGACAGUGCGGCACGGCGAGAACAGCCUCCAGUACACUAUCCUUCCGCAGACCGAGGAAGUGCUGAGCAACAGCGGCCUGAAGGGCAAGGGCCGAGACUACAGCCCUUCCAUACAUGUGCGACGGUCUCGCAGGAAAUCAGAUUUAAAAUACGCAUUAUGGAUAAUAUCCAGCAUGGCAGCAACCCUGGUUCUAACUCUUGUCCCAUUAUAUAUCAUUGAUGCAAGGAAUCAACAAGGCCAACAUGAAAUCAUCACCCCUGCACCAAUGGCAUCCGCCGCACGUGAGAUGGUGAAAUCUAGGAAAAAAGAACUCAAGAUGUCCCCAGAAAUCGUGUUGACCCUCGGUGAAAAAUCUGAAACAAGCUCCACUUCGACUUCACCUACUACAACCCCUUCCACUGCUGCAACGACAGUCACGAGUGAGAAGGGGACUACUCCUCCAUGGACUAUGCCAGCGUUACGCUCAUGGAAGAGCUCAACGUCCUCUACAGUGAUUCCGCCUAUCCCAACAGAAGACAAUGUGAUUCCCCUCAUUGGGACUGCCUCUAGUAAUAGUCAUGAGCCUACUCACGAUACAUCAGUCAAAUGGGAGAAAGAUAUUAUAAUCAGAGCCACCGUCACUCCCGAACCAAUCACUUUACGUAGUGUACUGAGGUACUACUCUCGAACACAAGUCCCUUCGGAGAAAUCAGUAUUCGCCACGAAAGGAUUCGAUGACGUUUUGAUAACUACUAAAGCUACUACCACAAGAACUCCGGUGACCACAGAGUUCGCUACUACUAGUGAAAACUCGAAACUGAGAGAUUUGAAGGACACCAUGCUGUCGGUAGAUGAUGACGAUGAAUUCAAGGAGUCACUCGAAGUGGAUGAAGUGUUUUCCUUGCCACCGUUGAAGCCUGAUUACGCGGCCCCGGGAACAGAUUCAGAUGAAGUAACGGUGUCCAAGGCCGGCGACGCGGGAUGGUAUGGAGCGCGUUGGCCAUUCGUGGACACGUCAUCUUACUUCCAAUGGACGGGUUACUCUCCGGGUGACAACUUGCUGUUGCCGUUGCUGGUGGCAGCGCUAUCAUCCAUUGCGUUAGUUCUGCUACUCGCAUUGGCCGUGCGUCGGCGCAAGCGCUCGCAGAUCGCGUCCUCCAAGCUUGGGAAGUUAACCGCCGACCUUCAAGCUGAUGACAACACCAACUUGUUGACAGCCGAAAACGCCGAAGAUGGCGACGGCGACGAGUGAGCGCCUCCCCCCCACUCGCUUCCAGCUUGUUACCACCGGCAGGAUGCCUCGUGUACAACUCUGGUACAUAUCCUACACUCGAUUACUAAGUCUACUUCUAUAUGCCAAUAAUGGAUCUAACUUUUAUUUAAAUAAUAAUAGAGUAUAUAUUUGUACGUGUAAUGGACUAUUAGUAAACGCUAUUCGCUAAAUGCUAGGCGUCAAGUGUGGAGCAACAGCGAGGGCAUCGCGGCAACUCACCCAUUCAUAAACACAAGCCACCAUUAGGUCAAGUUGUGGCACCUGUCACAACUAUUGAAACUGUUGUAAGCGACUGCUUGACGUGCAUGACUAAUGACCUAUUGUGUUUAUAUUUAACAGAUUUUUAACUAAAUUAUAAUGAAUAUAAAUUGUAUAACUUAAAUGUUGCACCUAAGAAUACUCAAUUAUGCUUGUGUGUAUGACUAAUAGACAUUUUCUUGGAUACGAACAAUGAUUAUAUCGGCAACACUGUAUUAAGGUGCACGCGUCCUUGUCACCUCAAUUGUACAUCAGGCAUUCCACGCACCUUGUAAUGAUUUAGCCGCAAUAGUGUAGUUUCUCGAAGUCGCAUUAGAAGACCUGUCUGUGUUCGUCUUCUUACACACCGAUCAUAUUUCAAAAUUUCAGUGCCUAUUGUUUGUAAUAUAAUGUACGAUUCUGUUGGUCUCGUACCGACCGGGAGGUGGUUCCAUGUUCAGAGAUACGAUAUAAUAUGUAAGUAUAUUUUGUAAUCGCACUAGAUAUUCGAAUGUAAAUUAGGGACGUAUGUGUCAAAUGCCAAAAUUGCUAAAAAUAUUUUUGUUACAUAUAAAUUACUACGUAGAAAUGUUCGUUACAGGAAAAUGGGGAAAACUCAGCUAUUUCAUUAUUCAGUUACUGGCCCAAACAUAACACAGCUAAUACAAAAAUAAAUUGGUUUUCAUGUCGUCUCUAUGGACGACAUCUAUUCAAAUAAUCAUGAAGCUCCUCGGUAGCUUUGUAUUGUUAUGUUCUAACAGAUUUUUCCAUUUCCCUGCAACUUGUGAAAUGUCAUUCGGCAUCGUAAAGGAACAUGAAAAUUAGAUAUUGAUAGUGUACUUAUGAGCUUGCUAGAACCUAACUAUAAUGUGGUGGCAUUCGGAGCUUCUGUUCAUUCAUUAUGAAUAAAUGUAGAUACGUUGUAACGGUCGCGCGGGCACAGGCGACUCAAUGUUAUCCACGCUAUCAGAAUGUUUAUCGAGCGAGUGCCGCCGACUGCACAGCACAGCUAUUGUGGAGCUGCGAGCCGCGCUACUCGCGGUGUCUAUGUAUAUCAUAUCUCUGAAAGUUGCGAUUGUAUGACUCGUCAGUAUUAACUAAACCUGUGGUACUUAUAAAUCUACAUGAUAAGCAUACUCAUUUAUUUUUCGUGUAGCCUGUUAGGAUAAGACGGAAUUAUAUCAAUCUCGGUGUAACAUUAUAUCUGUGUUUUAACGUCGCUAUUUUAUUACUAUACAUUUUCAAUUAUCUAACUUACAUCUCAAUUAAGUAUUUAUAUAAUUUAAAAACAUAGUUAUAAGACUGAUAUAUGAUUGAUUUUUAGGAUUAGUAUAUUUUAUUUAAAUGACGUGUAAUCGGUUACAAAAUUAUUUUAUAACGGCACUAUUGUUUUCAAUUUAUGUGUAACUUUGUGUGCUAAGAAUAUAUAAGCACUAUCUACGCGUAUUAUGUAAUUCAAUGUUAGGUAUGUAAUAUGACUGUACAAUCAUCGUAUGUGAGAGGAGAGGGAAGAAGUGUUAGUUAGAAAUUAAAAUGUGAUACCUCCGUAGUAUCUUUGAAUAUUAUCGUUUCCCUGUAGAAGGAAUUGUUAGUCUCUUGCGGAGAUGCGAUUUGUAUUUACGAAAUCGUGUCUAGCGCAAGAAGUCGUGUUAAGACAAAGUUUGGAUAUUAUUAAUUACCUCUAUAUUAAAAUGUGAAUCGUUGUAAUUCAUGCUAACAUUUUGUAUCAUGCAAAGUAACACCGCACACUAACGUACCAAUAGGAUUUAUGUUCAAUUAGCUUUUGGGUUAGAAUUAGUUUUGAAUGCCUCGAGCUGUGUGAUUAUUUUGUAUUUGCUGAGAACACACACCAUGUACAUAAGUAAUAAAAUAAAUUAUGUUUUCCCACCCGA